AUGGCUUCGGUGCCCGGGCUUCGAGUGGUCCUGCUGGUGUCGGGCUCGGUCCUCCUCACGCUGCUCCUGGGCUUCGGGCUCCCGGUCCUGCUCAACGCGGGCAUGUGGCUGCUCGGGAUACCAGAGACCAGUGUCACGGAGUGCAUUGUGGGACUCUACUUAAUGUUUGUGGUCUCUGUUGCUAUGCCCAGGAUUCCAAGAGGAUGCAUAAAGGUGGAAGGAAAAGCGGUUCUGAUCACUGGUUGUGACAGAGGGUUUGGACUCGGACUGGCCAAACACCUGCACAAGCUCGGGUUCACGGUCUUUGCCGGGUGCCUCCUGAAGGACGAAGGAGGGGAGGGGGCCAAGGAGCUGGAGGAGAUGCGGUCAGAGAGAAUGAAGGUCCUGCAGAUGGAUGUGUGCAGCGAGGAGCAGACAGAGCGGGCCGUGGAGAGCAUCAGACUCAACCUCGGAGACACAGUGCUGUGGGCCGUGGUGAACAACGCUGGAGUGGCCUCGUUUGGAGAGGUGGAGUUCACUUCCAUCGACACUUACAGACAGGUGUACGAGGUCAACCUGAUAGGCACCAUCAGGAUCACUAAAGCUGUGCUGCCGCUGAUCCGCAGAGCCAAAGGUCGAGUGGUGAACAUAGCGAGCCUGUAUGGGAGGAUGGGGAACAUCAUGCGCUCAUCUUACUGUGUGUCCAAAUAUGGUGUGGAGGCGUUCUCCGACUGUCUGCGAUACGAGAUGAAGACCUGGGGCGUCAAAGUGUCCGUUAUUGAACCUGGAAACUUCAUCCAGGCCACAGGAGUCCUGACCAGAGACAUUGUGACAAACACAUCUCUCAAGCUGUGGGCAGAGGCCCCUCCCUGUGUGCAGGAGGACUAUGGCAAGGUUCACUUUGAACAGCAGAUGGCGCUCAUGCGCUCCUUUUGUAGCAGUGGGCAGAAGGACAUGGCCCCGGUCCUAAAUGACAUCACUGAUGCGGUCACGUCCAAAUGGCCAUACACCCGCUACUCCCCCGCGGAGCCGCACUGGUGGAUCAGGGCGCAGUUCAUGACCCAUCUGCCCAGCGCCGUCUCAGAUCUCCUGUACUUCUAA
This is a messenger RNA of Knipowitschia caucasica, 1080 nucleotides long. The record is from the annotation of a GenBank genome assembly. NCBI's taxonomy places the organism in Eukaryota, Metazoa, Chordata, Actinopteri, Gobiiformes, Gobiidae.